UUCUCAUGUAUUUUGCAACCUUUUAUUUUUUCUGUAACCAGAUCAGAUGUUGAUUUACUUUGCAAAAAAAUGUCCAUCAAGGUUUUCAUAUUUUCUCGAAAUGUUUUCUUCAGAAUAACUAGACCGAACCUAUUUCAAUUGUGGAAAAUUAAUGGCCACAGAACAAUACAAACACAAUCAGUGGAAAAAUUGAAUGGCAAUCAAAAAUUGAUCAACAAAUUAAUCUACAAAGAACCUUCAUUUUAUCGAUAUUUCAACCAAUUUCUUGUGGAAAAUAAUCUCAUUAAACAUGUCUCGGAAGAGCUCAAAUUUCAUUAUAAACAAACAUUUGAUGAAUUUCUUGAAGUUGAUGAAAUUAUGGCCGAACAAAAUCCCACUGACGAUGAAUUUAUUGCUUUAGCUAAAAGCGAAUCUUUGUCGUUGAUUGAACGACUCAUCCAACUUCAAGAUCAGAUUCUGGAUCAAGCUUGUCAUGAUGAUCGCAAUAUAAAUGAAUGUUCAUUAGAAAUACGUGCCGGUGUUGGAGGAAAAGAGGCGAGUUUAUUUGCAAAAGAAUUAUACAAUUUAUAUGUCAAAUUCAUCACAUUCAAUGGUUGGCAAUUGCGAAUGGAUGAAAAAGAUCUUGAGCAAUUUGAAAUUGACGAUAAUAGCUCAUUGUUUACACAGACGAUCGAAAUACUUGGCAAUGGGUGUUAUCCUUUAUUAAGACAUGAAGCCGGUGUACAUCGUGUACAACGAGUUCCACGAACAGAAAAAUAUGGCCGAAUGCAUACAUCAACCGUAUCGAUAUCCGUCAUACCUGUUCGUUAUAAUUUAGUCACCGUAAAAGAAUCGGACCUGAAAAUUGAGGUGAAAAAUUCAUCCGGACCUGGCGGUCAAAAUGUUAAUCGUAAUCUAACAUGUGUUCGAGUUACUCACAUACCAACGGGACAUACGAUCGAAUCACAAGAAACAAGAUUUCAAUAUCUGAACAAAGAAAUUGCAAUACGUAAGAUGAAAUCAUUAUUGAAUCAAAUCGAAUAUGAACGCUUAGAACGAGAAGCACGGCAACAAAAACGUUCACAGAUUGGAAUUGCAGCACGUAGUGAUAAAAUACGAACAUAUAAUUUUCCACAGAAUCGUAUCACUGAUCAUCGUUUAUCCGGUGAUUAUAAUAUUCAUAAUAUUGAUGGUUACAUGAAUGGAGAUGAAUGUGAUAAAAUGCGACAAAUUGUGGAUAAAUUAGAGCUGUUACGUCACCUGGAAUUACAGCGACAAUUACGUGAUAUGUUGGAAAAGAAUUUCGCCAAGUCAUCAUAGACCAGAUUGUAAAUACAAAAUAAUCAUAUCGUAUAAUUAAUUAAAAAUUUUAUGCAAUAAA
Dermatophagoides farinae (American house dust mite) is the source of this 1360-nucleotide messenger RNA. It is a transcript of the gene mRF1, whose product is annotated as mitochondrial translation release factor 1. Gene Ontology annotation, molecular function: translation release factor activity. Gene Ontology annotation, biological process: translational termination. The record is from RefSeq and is a predicted model, not a curated record. Lineage: Eukaryota; Metazoa; Arthropoda; Arachnida; Sarcoptiformes; Pyroglyphidae.